CAAAUGUCGUAAUGCCUACCUAGUUAUUUAUCUUUGACUGUGUUCUUAAAUUUAAUGUACCAGUAAUGUUUCACAACAGUUCGAACGUCAGUCCAAUUUAGAGUGGUUAGUGAACUGGCGCUCUAGUAAAUCUAAACUUAUACUUAUAAGCUUUAGACUCCAAGAAAGUAAUUGUAUGGUUUAAUAUUCAAAUUAUUCUCUGAAAUGCUGAACAAAAGUAGCGAGUAACUUCUCUGUAAAUGUAGCUAACGCUUUGCGGUUGUAACGUGACUCACAUUUGCAUUGUGUGCUGGUGGAAACCAUCCUGACCCUUUAGAGGUAUAAAUAGGAGUGCGUGCCCCCAUCGGCGCCCUGUUGAUGUUAGUGUGUUGGCCGAGCGGCGCAACAUGGUGCAGGUGUCGAAGCCCGGGGUGCAGAACAGAGCGGCGCUGAAGGCUGGCCACCCCCCCGCAGUGAUGGCGGGGGGGAAACGGGUGGCCAAGAAGAGCUCCGAAGAGGCCUCUCCCCCAGAGAAAGAUGUGAAGCGAGCUGUGGACAAGGCCAGGUCCUUGCCUGCUCCAAUCAGAAUGCAGUCUGUAAAUCUGUUGUUGGCAGGUACCCUGGACAAGCUGGCGCACGACUUCCCCACGGCCCCAGUGAGCGUGCGGCACAGUCGGCUGAUCCCUGCUGUGGCAAAGCCGCAUUCACCGAAGGCCUUUGUCAUCCAGCAGCCCAGGAAGUGCUGAGUGAGGUGGCUGUGUGCGCCCACCCCCACCCGCUGUGGGGGGGUCGAUGACAGCACAGGAAAGCUCUGGUGGACCCCAGCCCUUGGUGUCUCACUCUGGGUCCUUGUCUUUCUGGGCGUGAACAAGCCUCAAGUUGCUUCCCUACAAAUCUGUAGCUUUUGCUGAAGUUGCUCUGCUGUUGGAGGCUUUUGAAUGGGAAUUUGCACUUAAGUUGUCCCAAUAAGGACAUGGUGGGCUGUAUGUGCUCAUUUGACUUCAGAUGUUUGUCCCAAAAUUCCUGGAAUUGAAUAAAACUGCAUUUCUGACUUUA
Molecule: messenger RNA, 1035 nt
Organism: Paramormyrops kingsleyae
Lineage: Eukaryota; Metazoa; Chordata; Actinopteri; Osteoglossiformes; Mormyridae
Product: death-associated protein-like 1 homolog
Biological process (GO): cellular response to amino acid starvation; apoptotic signaling pathway; negative regulation of autophagy
Molecular function (GO): death domain binding
Source: RefSeq, a predicted model, not a curated record